AUUACUGGCAUACGUAUAUACUGUAUAUGCAUGUACAUGGAACUCUUCCCAUCCAUUUGUGUAGAGAAUGUUGCACAUGCAGCAUUUUAAGUUUUGAAACCAAGUUAGAGAGAUGAAUUUGAUCCAUAAUGAUGUUAUUAAGGAGUGUCCAGAUUCUCUGAAUUGGGUCAAGUUAUUUUAGAAUAUUUGAUAUCAUCAUUUUUUUUGGUCAUCAAAGUGUCAAAGUGAUUGAUUUGUGAUGGUAAAAUCCAAAUGUCCCAUAGGAUCUACAUUACAGGGGCCACAAUUUUUUGAUAACCUUUUUGACAAAUACACUGGCGUACCCAUAACUCAAGUUACUUCAAUCUGUUUCCACGAGUAAUGUGUCAUGUUAAAGGCUUUAUUAGAAAGCUACAGGUGUUCAUCCAAAUUUGUCCAUUUAGGUUUGUUUCCCUUGUCUGGGUCACUCCGAGGUCAUCAGGGCUCACCACAGAUGAGCAUUGUGGUGCGAGCAGCCUCUUCAGGGUCAAACCAUUCUAUGAGUCCUUUACAAUCAGGCCUUGUUUGUGAAUAGUUGAGUCAGUGAGUGAACAAUGCUGUUGGUUGGGAGAGGAAUGCCCUAUAUUGUAUGCAAAAUUAAAGCUUUAACAACAGAGAAGGAAAGUGAGUCAUGUCAUACAUGCAGCUUUCUUCUGCAUUGUUGAAAGUCCUGCUGAUCAAAAUGUCUAACUCGGCCAUGAGCACAUGUACCAGGCCAAUCACCAGGAUGUGACUCAUGGCAAGCGAGCGUUCCUCUCUCCUCCCUCUGAGCAGACCCUGCGAGUGCCCCCCCUUCCUCCUCCCUCUGAAGGGGUAGCAGAGGAGGCUAGUGGCUUCUGACGUUCUUCUUCCUACCUCACGCCCCCUCACGUCAUCCGCGGCUCUGACAUCACUACUGUGCAGCCACGACUGCCAUGUACGCCGUGCUGGAAAACAACCCGGCGGCCCGCAGCGACUGCACCAUCCUGUCCCUGUCCUGGAAGGGCACGGUGCCGGACAGCGAGAAGGACAAGAGCUACACCCGCAAACGGUGCUACACGGAGGGCUGGCUGGCCACUGGGAAUGUCAAGGGGAUCGUGGGGGUCACCUACACCUGCAGCCAUGCCCGCAAGAAUGCCGCCACGCCCUCCCGGACCAACUUCAACCUGCGAGGCCACAACAGUGAGGUGGUCCUCGUCCGCUGGAAUGAGCCCUUCCAGAAAAUGGCAACAUGCGACGCCCAGGGUGUGAUCUUUGUGUGGAUCAAGUACGAGGGCCGCUGGUCCAUUGAGCUGGUCAAUGACCGUUCCUGCCAGGUGAGCGACUUUGCAUGGAGUCACGACGGCCGCAUGGCCUUGAUAUGCUACAAGGACGGCUUUGUCCUGGUGGGAUCGGUCACCGGUCAGCGCUACUGGUCAUCCAUGCUGAACCUGGAGGCCAAGCUGCUGUGUGGGGCCUGGGCACCAGACGACAAGCAGGUAUUGCUUGGCACAUCAGAUGGACAAAUCCUGGUCAUGGAUAUCCAUGGAGCCAUCGUGACCCAGUGCACGCUGGCCGAGGAUCGGCCAAUCAAGGCCCUUCUCUGGUCCUCGGAGAAAUUUCGUAUGAUCAACGUCAGCGACAAUGAAUCAGAUGAGAAGCCGGACAAGAAGAAGCGAAAAGGAAGUGAGCGCCGGUCACGACUGUGCAAGAAGCGCUGUCCAGUAAUGGCUGUGGACCUCGGGGACAGUGAGAUUCAGCUGAUGAAAGCCUAUGACGACCUCACCCCCAUCAGCAUCAAGACCGAGAUGACAGACAUCAAGAUGGAGUGGAGUAGCUGCGGUGCCUUCCUUGCGGUUGGUGGCGCGCAGCCAGUGGAGAGCAUCAGCGCCAUUAAGUUCUACAACACCAACGGACACCUACGCUUCACUCUCAACAUUCCCUCGCAGCGCCCCCUGUCGGCGCUGACGUGGGGCCACAAUGACCGCCGUCUCUUCGUGGCCUGCGGCGCCAUCCUCCACGUGGCCUGGGUGGAGAAGGGCGUGGCACCCCUGCAGGUGCUGUGCCGGGAGGUCAUCACAGCGCUGGUCAGCGAGGAGAAGGCAACGGCCAAGCUGCCCCUGCCCGGCCGGCUGCGGACAUACACCACAGACCGGCUCUCCCUCACGGUCAAGGGCUGUAUUCCAGAUCCAACCAAGCUGAGAGAAUUCGGCAGCAGGCCGCCGCCAGGCAACGAACGCCUCCACUGCACCAUGAUCCGGACUGGUGAUGACACCAACCCCAGCAGCUCAUGUUACACGCUGUUCCUGGAGUACCUAGGAGGCCUGGUACCACUCCUCAAGGGUCGGAGGGUCAGUAAGCUUAGGCCGGAGUUUGUCAUCUACGAUCCCAAGGUGUCCCUAGACCAGAAACAAGUCCCGGGCGAGGAAGAUGAGCGGUUGCCCCUAGCAACCACCAUCAUCUCUUCCAGCAGCAGCUCCAGCUCGGAGGACAGUGAGGACGAGACGCUGGCCAGGAUGAUACGGCGGAAUGGCACGUCCAGCGGCAGCCCCCGCCUGAACGCAGAGACGAGCAAUGGCGCUGACUUGCCCAGACGGAAGGAGCGGCAGUACAACAGCCUGUUCCUGGACAGUUUACCGGAGCAAAACCGGCUGGUGGAGGUGACGUCCAACAUCUGGGGCACCAAGUUCAAGCUGCACGGCCUGGCCCGCUUCCUGCCGGCCAACCUGGGCCAGGUCCAUUACCGGACAAGCCUGCUUCACCUGCAGCCUCGACAGAUGACCAUUGCGUUGGUCGAGCUGCGGCCUGAUGCCAAGCCACGCCGGGAUGACGAUGAGGAUGCUGACUUUGACCCCAACGUCUUUAGCGAGGACGAGGACGAACCGGGAGAGCCGCCACCUCAACCACCCAUGAAUAGGGCAGGAGGCCCCGCCCCCAUUGCUCCAAUGAAAUCAACGAAUCGUAGUUUCUCAAGUAGCGAUCUUGAUGUUGCAGACCAGGAACCCCCUCCGCCAGCAAUGGAGGUUUCCCAGCCACUGGAGGUGACCAAUGAGAACAUUUCUUCAACCUCCAAGGUCCAACCGGAUCGGGAGCAGUUCAUCCGGCAGGGGGCCAUCCCCAAACGGCGGACUAGCAACCUCCUCAAGACCUCCCUGGAAGCCACUACCACGGUGGCAGGGAGGACAGGAGCCCUGGAUGUGGUGGAGAAUGCCCAGAUCAUCAAUGGCACCACGGAGAUUGUGGACGGGACGUUGAUAUCCAGUGAGCCCUGUGACUUUGACGAGCUGCAAACGGACAUGCCCCGUUGGGCGGACAGCGCCAGCCAGCUGAUCCCCGCUGGCGUGGCACAGCACCACGCUCCAACGGAUGGAGGCAUCGCAAACCAAUCUGUGGACCACAAACCACUGCCGAUGGAGGUACAAGAGGGAGUCGUGGUUGCAGUGCCCUCAGGCAGAAAACGCGACGUCCCACUACAGGCAGAGAAAGAACCUUCAGUGCAAUCUCAACGGAGCCUGAAGCCACGGGAAAACCGGCCACGCUCCAGCUCCAGCCCAAAGAGUAUAAUGCAAAUGGACACCAGGACGAAUAGCGGCAGUCCGCAGAAUGGCUGUGGGAGGGACAGCAGUCCGUCGGGGUCUGGAAAGUCCCCACAGGAGAAGAGGAAGCGGCCCAAAUCCAAAACCCGCAGCCGGAGCGAGAGCAGUGCCGGCACCUCCCCUGGCGGCAGCGGUGCAGUCAAGCAGAGUGAUAGCGAGAUCGGGCCAGAACCAGAGAAAGCCAAGAAGGCAUCCAAGGACCGGCGGACCUCGCUGUGCGGUGGGGGGAGCCCGUCCUGGAGCCGAAUGAAAUCACACGCGGGCGCCGUGGACAGCUCGGAGAGUGACGCCGAUAAUGCCAACAGCAGCGAGGAGACGCCGGCGGCCGGUGGGGGCAGUGCCAAGUCCCGCAGGGCCAAGCUGAUGCGGCAGUAUGCGGACUGUAAGUCCAAGGUGUUUGUCAUGCGCAACAAGGCUCCACUCUGGAAUGAGAGCACCCAGGUCUACCAGCUGGACUUUGGCGGGAGAGUCACCCAGGAGUCUGCCAAGAAUUUCCAAGUGGAGCUCCACGGCAAACAGGUGAUGCAGUUUGGGAGAAUCGAUGGCCACGCCUACACGCUUGACUUCCAGUACCCCUUUGCGGCCCUGCAGGCUUUCGCCGUGGCUCUAGCCAAUGUGACUCAGCGUCUGAAGUGAAAAAAAGCAGAGAAAACUUCUACGUAAAGUUUGUUUGCCCAGUGAGAACCAGCCAACCUUACUCCUGACGCCUUCGUAAAGGUCACAUCCACUGCCACCCAGUUGGCCCAAAAAGAUGAAAGCUGUCACUUUUGUUCCCAUUCACUGCCUGGUCGCUGUAGCCACAGUCAAAGAAUUUUUUUCCCAAUAAUUUGCAAUGCAAAGAAUUUUUCACUUAUACAGCUCUAUACCCUAAAGAAUUCUGAGUGGAUGAAAUAGUGACUCACCUGUGUGACUCACGACCUACAACUCAAUUUAUUUCUCACAGAGUGUUUAUGAGUGCUUCAUUAAUUAGUAUUUAAAAUCUCAGUAUGUCUGUUGUGGACAUGGUGAACUGUAAGUACAAGUUUUGAAAUAUUGUUUUGCAACAAGUGCAUAUUUUCUUCACAAAAAUGGAUUUUUGUCGAUGGAGUUAACAAUACGUUUGGAUUUCUCACAGUGACAUUAACUGCAUGUAUCUUUGAAAUGAAUAGUUUAGACAAUUCAUGCAGUUCAUGCAGACUUUUGAACCCAGUCAUGCUGAAACCAGUAAAACCCGUUGUGAUUAAAAUGGCUUUGUAUUGAGAUUAUAGAUUUCUAUAAGAUGUCCGCUCACCUGGACAGCAUUGCAACCACAGUUGUAUGUGGUUGGUGUUAGCAUUUUGUGCAAGUGUUGUGAGACUUGUACCAAAGUGCCUCGACUACGCACAGUUCCACCUUUUGUCAUCAAAAUCCUUGAUUUUUGUGGUCAGUUGACUCUUGGAAUUGUAGAGUUGCCCAGUUUUCUAUUCAACAGCAGAUUUCAUGUUCCUUAGUGAACACAAACAAGCACAAAAAACUGCCCGGCUGAGGAGAAAGUUUGGCCUAGCAACAGCAGGGCACUGGCUAAUAGUCCAUGUGACCUAGGUAUGUCAUUCCACGACUGGUCAUCAGCAAUACUCUGGGGAGCAAGUCAGUCUAGCAAUCUUGUUUCUGUUGUGGUCACAGACAGUUAUUCUAAUAUAUAAUUGAACAUUUUCCAUUUCUUUCCCCUCCCAAAAGCAAGGAAGAAAUCACUUUUAAGCAUGUUCCUCACCAAAACAGUUGAACUAUUUCUCACUUGUAAGUUUUUGCAAGGCUGAAGGCAUUAUUUUGAAAGACUUAAAUGAUUUGUGUGUUUAUUUAUCACUCAAUCCUUAUGACAAAAUAAUCCAGGAAUUUAACAUUUAAUAUUUUGCUACGUAUAAAUAAAUGCACUGUCUCACCUUGUUAAUACCACA
Molecule: messenger RNA, 5485 nt
Organism: Acanthaster planci (crown-of-thorns starfish)
Lineage: Eukaryota; Metazoa; Echinodermata; Asteroidea; Valvatida; Acanthasteridae
Gene: tulp4
Product: TUB like protein 4
Molecular function (GO): protein binding
Source: RefSeq, a predicted model, not a curated record